CAGCUGUUUGAAUAAUUUUCGUUUGGAAAGAACAAGCAUUUUUUUGUUUUGUGGCGGUGGGCAGCGUUUAGUGUACAUAUUUUUCGUUUGUAUUAACAAUCUAUAUAAAAAAAUAAUGCAAUUAAACUAGUUAAUAAUAAAAUAUAUUAACAACAAAUCACUACAAACACGUUUUGCAACAAUACGCUCAAAUUAUUUAGUCAUUAGACAAACGUCAACUGUGUUGGGCAACAGUUUUAUUUUAUUUGGAGAAAGCAGCACAUUUCAUAAAAAGAAAACUAAUAUUUACAUAAUGGAAAAUUUAAAAGAAGGCAUUCUGGUUGGUUGUGGCAAUCCUUUGCUUGACAUUUCCGCCAAUGUCGAUGAGGAUUUUCUUAAGAAAUAUGGUCUCAAACCUAAUGAUGCUAUUUUGGCCGAAGAGAAACAUAUGCCUUUGUAUAAAGAGCUAAUGGAUAAGUAUAAGGCUGAAUUUAUUGCUGGUGGUUCAGUGCAAAAUUCUUUACGUGUCUGCCAAUGGCUGUUGCAAAAACCUAAAGUUGCUACCUUCUUUGGUUGUGUGGGUAAUGAUGAGUAUGCCAAGAUUUUGGAAGAAAAAGCCACCAAUGAGGGUUUAAAUGUUAAAUAUCAAUAUACCGAAGAGGCUCCCACCGGCACCUGUGGUGUUUUAAUCACAGACGCUCAUCGUUCGUUGUGUGCCAAUUUGGCAGCCGCCAAUCAUUUCACCAUUGAACAUUUGCAAAAGCCUGAGAAUAAGAAGCUAUUAGAUAAUGCGGAAUAUUAUUAUAUAUCGGGUUUCUUCCUUACCGUCAGCCCGCCUAGUAUUAUGGAAGUGGCCCAUCAUGCCCACAAACAUAAUCGCAUGUUCAUGAUGAACUUGAGCGCUCCCUUCCUGUCGCAAUUCUUCAAAGAACCCAUGAUGGCUGCCAUGCCCUAUGUCGAUAUACUCUUCGGCAAUGAACAAGAAGUUGAAACCUUUGCCAAUGAACAUGGUUGGGAAACCAAAGACAUUAAAGAAAUCGGUCAUAAACUAGUCGCUCUACCCAAAGAGAAUACACAACGUGAACGUAUAGUCAUUAUAACUCAAGGACAUUUACCCGUUUUACUCUUCCGUAAUGGUAAAAUCGAAGAAUUCCCUGUACAAGAAUUGUCACGCGAACAAAUGGUCGAUACGAAUGGUGCUGGUGAUGCCUUUGUCGGUGGCUUUUUGUCACAAUAUGUACAAAAGAAACCAUUUGAUGUGUGCAUACGUUGUGGUAUUUGGGCUGCUACACAAAUCAUACAACGUAGUGGUUGUACUUUUGAGGGUAAACCUUCAUUUGAGGAAUAAAUUUUAGUACAAAUUGAAAAAAACAGAAUUUAACAAAAAAAA
Lucilia sericata (common green bottle fly) is the source of this 1369-nucleotide messenger RNA. RefSeq names its product adenosine kinase (gene Adk2). Gene Ontology annotation, cellular component: cytosol; nucleus. The coding region runs from base 293 to 1327 and encodes 344 amino acids. The record is from RefSeq and is a predicted model, not a curated record. Gene Ontology annotation, molecular function: adenosine kinase activity. The transcript has 3 exons. Lineage: Eukaryota; Metazoa; Arthropoda; Insecta; Diptera; Calliphoridae. Gene Ontology annotation, biological process: purine ribonucleoside salvage.